AUUGGAUAUUCAACCAAAUCAAGUGAAAUCAUAUCCAUUACCUGAACAACCAACAUCUGGUGAUAUCAAUCCAACGUCAACAACACCGGGCUUUAAUUAUCCAACAAUAAAUCCACAAAUCAAUGUUACACUUGAUCAACCAGCAUCAUUAACCCUUAUCUAUCUACCAGUCGAUAGACCAAAUCACCCAAGCAAUGUUGAAACAUUCGUUGUUCAAUUUGUUUAUCCUAAUGGUACUAAGUCCGAAGAAUUUCCUUCUAAUAUUCCAUCGAUCAGUGCAACAACUACUACGACACCAUCUGGUAUGUCAACAGAGAAAACACCAACUACAAGUGUCAUAGUUCCUCCAUCAAAUAAAUCACCUCAAGUUGAUUUAUCACCAAACGUCGAACUUCCAAUAAACACAAUAAUCAUGAUCACAAUCAUAUCGACC
This is a messenger RNA of Rotaria sp. Silwood2, 433 nucleotides long. NCBI's taxonomy places the organism in Eukaryota, Metazoa, Rotifera, Eurotatoria, Philodinida, Philodinidae. The record is from the annotation of a GenBank genome assembly.